GGGAAUAUGGCGGCUACAUGAACGCACAAGCUAGCAAUCCAAUUUUAAUAUAACCUUUGCUAGAUAGCCAAUCAUGGCUAUCAGUUUCUCUGCACGAUGUGCAUUUAUUUUGCAGAAGUGUAUAUAUAUUGCACUGAUCGUUUUUAUGAUGGAUGUACACGGUGAUGUUGUUUUCCAGCCACAAUCUAUAUUCGCCUCUGGACCAAGAGUGACUGCCUUCUUACUGGGAACCUCCUCGGAUAUUAAUUUGACUCUGAGCUCCGUCUCACCGUUAAACGGUACUGGACGUCUUCCACCGCCCUCCUGUGAAGAAGAAUACGGGGGUCAGUGGGUUCUCACACGGGAAGCAUUGGGAAAGACCACCCUGAAGGUGGAGCUGAGUUUGAACCGCAGCUUGCAGCUCUGUGGCAAUGAGACAGACUGCUGUCCAGAACCCCUUUGUGUCCUGGAGACGCUACGAGUGUCAGCCUGCCAGGGUAAUCAGACCGUGGCCACACUACUGGUGCAGGCCCAAAUAUAUGCCCUGGUCCUCCCCACAGGCCCAGUGUCUGACAAUAAAACAAUCAUCCCUAACCAAGUGUACCAGCCACUAGGCUCAUGUCCCUGUGACCUGACCGCAGGAACCUGUGAUGUGAGGUGCUGCUGUGAUGAGGACUGCUCCCUAGAUGCUCUACAGCUGUUUGAGUCACAGUGCUUCCCUGGAGUGUUUGGUGGGAACAUCACCCUCGCCCCUGACUACGAGUGUUCUGUGCAGUCUGCCAACAAUGCGCCUGAUUGGUUCCCCUUCCUUUGUGUCACCUCGCCCCCUGAAAACAGCCCUUUCCUUGGACUCUUCUACCAGGGGGCAACAGUCACACCCAAACGCAGUGCAUCUUUCCAGGCCCCAAUCCUCACUGCACCAGCACCCAGUGGUGGCUACCGCCAGGGCGAUCCCAUCUUUACAGCUGAUGAAAAGUAUUUCACUAUCCCCCAGCAAUCCAUGGUUGGCCAGUGUGUGGACAGUGCCCCUGUGGCUUUUCUGCAGAACUUUGAGGCGUCUUGUGUGACAUAUCUCCAGUCCUGCCCAAUUGGACCUCCCCUGCUCACCAGUGCCUCUGAACUGAGUGUCCGUGUGAUCGAUGGCCGGGGGGGUGUGGUGACUGUCAGUGUGACUUUCGAACCAUUUCUGUCCCUGCCAGCUGUCCAGGGGUGUGGAAGGGUGACUAUAGCCCUGAACUACACAUUCUUCUGGAGAGGAAAUGGCAUCACCGACAUCACAGUGAUUCAGACUGUGGCAAACGUGACCUUAAAUCCAAGCAUCUAUUUAACAAGCAAAUUCUCUGCAACGUUUGUGAAUGGGAAUAUAACAGCUCAGUCCAACUCGGGUAACCCAGGUUAUCAGGUAGGACGGCCUGUUAUUGGUGGAUCUGUGAGUGCUGGGGAUAACGACGCAGGAACCAUCCAGAGGAUGGACAUCAGUCUCUGGCAGCCAGUUGGGGAGGGCCUCUGCACUUCUGCGGGGACAAAGCAGGUUCUGUUUGGGGAGAAUGCAACCGCCGGAUGCCUAUUAUCCCUGAGUGUACAGGACCUGGCCCGUUGCAGCCAGCUCAGAGAAACUGUGCACAGCACUCUGGCUGCCUUGGUGAAUGCAACAUAUGUAGCCAGGAAAGGGAACUCCAAUUUUUCCAACCUGGCUGACUGGGUGAAUAUUACCUUUGUGCCCCUGAACGCCAGCAGUCCUGCUGUGAGUCCCGCUGGCACCUGUGUGGGCGUGCCCUCUCACCUGAACAUCCUCGUAAUCACUGCAGUGACGGGGCUGGUAGGAGGCCAGCCGCAGACGGAGAUCCGAGCCAUGGAGGUCAGUUACGCAGCAUCGACAUGGAGGAUGGAGUGUGGAGGGGGUAACCCUGCUCCCUGUCUGAAUUCAACUAUUCAACAGUACUUCGCUCUGAGCUCUGCUGUCACCUUCAUCCACAUUCCCACCCAGUCUGGCCCCCCCAAAACCAGGUUUCAGAUCAAUUUCACUGAAUAUGACUGUGACAGGAAUGACGUUUGCUGGCCCCAGCUUGCAUAUCCUCUCACUAGAUACUACACAGGUGAGCCCUACUCACAGUCCCUUGCUAAAGGCCUGAUCCUGGUCUUCUUCUUCAUUGCUGCCUCUGUGCUGGGGACCCCAUGGAGACAGAUCCGGCAGGCGUGGAGCAGUGCCAUCCUGUAAACCUCACAUUCACUCACAGGAUAACAGAACUGUCUCUUCAUCUGAUUGAGGGAGACAUAUUCACCUGCUGUUCUAUUACUGUCAGUCUUCCCUGUUUCAGUAACACUAACAGUGAGCAUGGCUUCCUUACUGAGAUCGACUGUUGUCAAAAAAGUAUUACCAGGUGAAAGUUUGUAAGCUUUAAAGUCAGGUAUGUUUUUGCUCUUCUACCAUAGUCGGACUAAUUCUCACACAGUGUUUUCAUGUCACAUCUGUAUCAGCCAGCAGAUUCAGUGGUUCACUUUACCACUGAAGUGCAAGCAGUACAGAAUUAAUGCAGUGAGUGGUGUGGUUUUGAUGUAAAAUCUUUGGCUCACUGAACAUCCUGAGGGCAAUGUAGGAAGGACAUGUCCUUGCUUCACUGUGACAGUAUGUGAUUUUUUUUUUCUAAGGCA
This is a messenger RNA of Megalops cyprinoides (Indo-Pacific tarpon), 2631 nucleotides long. RefSeq names its product tectonic family member 2 (gene tctn2). The transcript is spliced from 18 exons. Gene Ontology annotation, cellular component: MKS complex. NCBI's taxonomy places the organism in Eukaryota, Metazoa, Chordata, Actinopteri, Elopiformes, Megalopidae. The record is from RefSeq and is a predicted model, not a curated record. Gene Ontology annotation, biological process: protein localization to ciliary transition zone; cilium assembly; smoothened signaling pathway. Bases 74 to 2197 code for a protein of 707 amino acids.